CGCGGUUGGGGCGCGGCGGGUGUUGAGAAAGAGCUGCGCCCGCGGUGGGGGCGGGGUUCGGGCGCGGACUUGGGCUUCAGGUCCCAGCCCGCAAGAGCUGCCCCUGCGGGCGGAUCGCGGCGCGACUUUUGUUCGGAUACCUGCGCCUGGGGGUUCUCAGGCUGCGGUAGUGUAGGCGGCUCCUGUUCGGAGGCCGCCGCGCGCUCAGUGAUUAAUGCAGGGAGUCCUCACCGUUCUGCUCUAAUAGAUUAGGAAACGGAGACUCAAGACAGGCCCGCGAGCGCCUCGGCCCGCGCAGCCCGCGGGAGACGGCGCUAGGAGGCACAUCCACAGCUGUCUCCUCUCUAAAAAACGAUUCUACUUAAACCCGGCGACCUAGCCCACCCAGCACUGAGCCAGGGGGCAUCGCCGUCAAGUAUAAUGUGGAAUCCGGCUUGUCGUGGGGCACUUGUAUUUCCGGGAUUCUUGGUGUCUUCAGCCUUCUUGGGUCACACUUCAUAAUGGAACAAAGCAGCUCUCCUAAGGUAGAGGAAUCCCACCUGGAAGAUAGCCAGUCUGAACGGCGACCUCCCACCAGGGCUGCAGAGCAGAGGAGGACUAGGCCGAGAAAGAGCAGACGCUAGAUUUGGAAGGCUAGUAGCAAUAUGUGAUCCUUGUGUUCUGCAAGCCACCCGUCAAACUGUUGACAACCUGAGUCUGAGCCAAGUUUCAGGAGAGCUCCACCUUUGUAGUUCCCUACAUGUUUCCUAGUUCCACAGAAAAUGAAUAGAUCUCAGGCAUUUUGAAACUCUAAGAGUAAUGGAGCUAGAAGACAACUGCUUUACUGUUGGAUUCUCAAAUGCCAGAAAUAGAGGUCUCUCUCUCGGAGUCAUUCAAUUUCGGCAGAGAAGAAACUUCCAUCUCUUGCUGAAGGACUGGUAACAAGCAGCAGUCUGUGGACUGGCACCAGCCUUCGGGCCACACCCUGAAAAGCUGAAUGACAGAAUACACACAAAAUGACUAAGAACCAAGUGAAGCCAAGCAGCUCAACUCUGGGCCAGGGAAGUACCUGAUAACCUUCAGAACUUCCAACACCUCAGGCCUGAAGCUGAAGGGGCACUACUCACACGCUCCUCAGGAAUCUGAAGAAAACCAGGCUGUUUGCAGGAGUGACAGGACUACCUUACUUAUCACCAGUGGAGAAGGUACCUGGGAAUGGUAUCACCGAGUGAUAUGAUAACUCCAUGUUUAAAGUUUUGAGGAACUGCCAAACUGUUUUCCAAAGUGGCCACACCAUUUUAUCAUUCCACCAACAAUGAAUGAGGAUUGUAAUUCCCCACAUUCUGAUGGCUUCUUAUCUCAUUCAAAAGGCUGAGAAGUCCCAUGAUCUGCCAUCUGCAAGCAGGUAUAAUUCAGUCUGUGUCAGAAGGCCUGAGAACCAGGGGAGCCAAUGGCUGAAGGCCUGAGAAGGGAGGGGUGGUGUGCUGGAGGAAGUCCCAGAAUCUGAAGGCCUAAGAACCAGAAGCUCCGAUGUCUGAGGACAAGAGAAGAUGGAUGUCUCAGCUCAAGAAGAAAGAGAGAGAAUUCAUCCUUCCUCCACAUUUUUGUUCAACUGGACUCUCAAUGGAUUGGAUGAUGCCUGUCCAUAUUGGUAAAGAUUGGCUUAUUCAGGAUUCUUUGCCCUUGCCUGGGAGAACAGUUCAGGAGACAGAUGGCCCCAAGACUACCAAGACCCCAAAUCCAGGGAUCACUGACAUUUGGGGAUGUAGCUGUGGCCUUUACCCAGUUUGAAUGGAAACACCUGGAUGCCACUCAGCAAGCCCUGUACAGGGAUGUGAUGCUGGAAAACUACAGGAAUCUGGUGUCUGUGGGACUUCUGUCUUCCAAACCCAAACUAAUCACCCAGUUGGAGCAAGGGGCAGAGCCAUGGAUGGAAGUACAACAGAUUCCAUCAGAUACUUGCUCUGUCCAGGAGUACUGGUUUGAAACAAAGAUGUCCCCCCUAAAGCAACAUACUUCUGAAGGAUCUGAUCUGGGAGAGCAAACAAAAAGUGACGUGAUGGAAAGAGGCCUGGACUGGGAGGGCAGAAGUUCCACAGAGAAGACACAUUAUAAAUGUGAGGAAUGUGGGAAAGUCUUCAAAUAUAAUUCCUCCUUUAUUAGCCACCAGAGAAAUCAUACUGGUGAGAAACCCCAUAAAUGUAAUGAAUGUGGCAUAGCCUUUAUGAGCAGUUCCUCUCUUUUAAAUCAUCGUAAAAUUCACACAGGCAAGCAGCCUUAUAGAUGUAUUGAAUGUGGGAAAUUCCUUAAGAAGUACUCAACAUUUGUUAAUCAUCAGAAAAUUCAUUCUAGAGAGAAACCUCAUAAAUGUAAUGAAUGUGGAAAAGCUUUUGGAAAGAACUCUAUCCUUUUACGUCAUCAGAGAAUUCAUACUGGUCAGAAACCCUACAAAUGUAAUGACUGUGGGAAAGCCUUUGCUCAGAAUGUAGCCCUUACUCGUCAUGAGAGAAUACAUAGCGGAGAGAAGCCUUUUGAAUGUAAUGUAUGUGGGAAAACUUUUAGGGAUAACUCAACUGUGUUGGAACAUUUGAAAAUCCAUACUGGUGAAAAACCAUAUCGGUGUAAUGAAUGUGGAAAAACCUUUAGGAAGAGCUCAACUCUUGUUAGUCAUCAAAGAAUGCAUACAGGAGAGAAACCCUAUCACUGCAGUAAAUGUGGAAAAUCUUUUAGGUAUAGCUCAUCCUUUGCUGGACAUCAGAAAACUCAUAGUGGAAAUAAACCCUAUCAAUGUAACGACUGUGGGAAAGUCUUUACGAAGAGCUCAACCCUUAUUGGACAUCAGAGAAUUCAUACUGGAGAAAAGCCCUAUUACUGUAAGAAAUGUGGGAAAUCCUUCAGGCAUAGCUCUGGCCUUGUUGAACAUCAGAGAAUCCAUACUGGAGAAAAACCUUAUGAAUGUAAUGUAUGUGGGAAGGCUUUUCCCCAGAGUUCAGCCCUUAAACAACAUAAGAAAAUGCAUAACGAAGAAAGAGCCAUCAAAUGUAGUUAGUGUGGUAGAUCAUGCAGAAGUAGUUUAUUCCUUUUGACCAUCAAAGAGGAAACACUCAACAAAUCACACAUUUAAGAAAAAUAGUCUGUGUACCUCUAUCCUGGAGAACUUCUCACUUGUAAGGAUGUUCACUGUAGUAUGGUUUGUAUUAGUGAAAUAUUUGAAGAACGUAAAUGUCUAUCAAUAUGGAAAUAGUUACUAUAGAACACUAUGUAGGAAGUAAAAAGAAUGAGGUAGAACUCUAUAUAGAACCAUAGAAAUAACCCCAUGAUACCUUGUUCAAGUUAAAAAAGCAAGUUGCAGAAAAUCUACAUGUUGUGGUCUAAUUUAUAUUUUAAAAAAUGAAGCUGUUUUUAUUUGUACAUAUAUGUCCUGUGUAUUCAAAAAGAGCUGGUAAAAUAAA
Messenger RNA from Leptonychotes weddellii (Weddell seal), 3431 nucleotides. The record is from RefSeq and is a predicted model, not a curated record. Lineage: Eukaryota; Metazoa; Chordata; Mammalia; Carnivora; Phocidae.